This is a messenger RNA of Cicer arietinum (chickpea), 738 nucleotides long. RefSeq lists its product as uncharacterized. Lineage: Eukaryota; Viridiplantae; Streptophyta; Magnoliopsida; Fabales; Fabaceae. The record is from RefSeq and is a predicted model, not a curated record.
AACAUUGCUCCUAAUUCACUCACAUCAUUCAAGUAAAUGUUUAUGUACCAAUUAAACUAACUAGUAUAUUUUCUAUAUCAAGCAACCCACUAAAGAAGAAAGAAAAAAAAUGGGAAAUUGCUUGGUGCUACAAGAAAAUAACGUGGUGAAGAUCAUGAAAACAGAUGGGAAAAUUCUCGAAUACAAAACACCCAUCAAAGUUGAAGAGGUUUUGGUAGAUUUUUCUGGUUAUGCAGUGUCUGAUUCACAACAAGUACUCAAACAUCUUUUACCAAAUAGUAAAUUGCUUAGUGGUCAAUUAUACUAUCUAGUUCCUCUUCCGCCACCUUCACCGAAAGGGCAAAAGAAGGUGAGGUUUGCAAAUCCAGAAGUUCAAGAUGUACAUAAAAGUAGUGUGGUUAGGAUUAAGCUUGUUAUUAGUAAGCAAAAAUUGCAUGAUAUGUUGCAGAAUGGAGGGAUUUCAGUUGAAAAUAUGUUAUCUCUUGUUCAAGGUGAAAAAGGAAUGGAUGGUGAAUAUUUGUGUGAAAAAAGUGAUGAAGUCUCUGUAGGGUGGAAACCAGUAUUGAAAAGCAUAGCUGAAGUCUAGCAAUGGAUUUCACGUUUUUAUGAUACUGUUUCUGUCUUAUACUUCUUAGGACUUAGAGUUUUCCUUUUUUUUUUUUCAAACAUUUCAUAUACAAUAGUGUAAUAAGUAAUAUAAAUAGAGGAUGAGAAAGAAAACUUCACUCUUCAGCUUCA